UGGCUCACGGAGACGGGUGGCCGGGCCCGCGCGUCGCUCGCGAACCCUCGGCCAUGGCGCUGGCCGCCGCCAGGGCGGCGAGACAGGCGACCAAUGCGGUGUCGGGCGCCGGCGAUGCGGUGUCCUCGGCUGCCGCCGGGGCCGCGGGCGCCGACUCCGCGGCUGGUGGAGGCCCAGCCGCUACCGGCCGUGGCGGCCGCAUGCGCAACUUCGCCAAGGCGAACGCCGAGGCAGACGCCGACUCGGAGGAUGCGGGCGACGGCGGCCCGAGGCAGAACGCAGAGGGUGGCGCUGAAGACGCCGAGACCAGGUCGAAGGUUCAGGUCUGGGAGUGGGUCGAUGACCUGAUGGAGGGGUUCGCCGAACUGUACAAGCUGACAAUCACGGGGGGCCACACCUGCGCAGAAGGUAUCCGCAGAGGUGCCUACCCCAUCAAGGAGAGCUGCGUCGAGUCGUGGGAUACCAUCCAGAGAACUUUCAACCCCCCGUCGGAUUCCAGGCGACAUGGUGCCGCCCCGACGUUCAGGCACGAGUGAGUAGGCGGCCGUUGUGACACCUUGCCUUUCAAGGAACUGUAUCCAGAAUGACUGCUGGUGUAUCUUACGUCGGCGCUGUAUGGACAGUAGCGCUUCUGAUAAGCGUGGCGAGGUGGCCACAGCGAUACAGCAGCAAUGCCAUAUCGUCAUGCGCGCCCGUGUGUCUUCUCCGACCUUUGACUCCAUCCAGCAAUUUCUACCCGUCGCCGCGCUGGGCGUCCAGUUGCGCUUCCUCGCGAAUCCGCCACCGAGCUCGGGCGGGCGCUUGAAGGGGGGGGGCUUGAGGAGCCACCACGACCCACGGGAUAGCCGCACGCCCGCGCACGCAGCGGCGCCCCGCCCGCACAGACGGCGAGCACACGUCAUGUGCUGCGGUGUGUUGCCGAGCACGAGCCAUCGGACGGCCGUCUGCUGCCACCAGCGCGAGGGGAGAGCGGCCAUCCACAGACGGCCGCCUCUCCAAACUGGCCCUGGGUGCUGCGUAAAAAAGCGGGGCCAGCACCUGCAGCGGCCGUGGCAGCAACGGCGGGAGUUGCGUUGGCAGCGGCGUUUGCGGUGGC
Prorocentrum cordatum is the source of this 1096-nucleotide messenger RNA. Lineage: Eukaryota; Dinophyceae; Prorocentrales; Prorocentraceae. The record is from the annotation of a GenBank genome assembly.